CCCCACCCCCCCCGCAUGGCCAACGUCGCCAAGAAGGUGUCCUGGUCCGGUCGCGACUGCGACGACGAGGACGAGCGCGCGGGCGAGACCACCCCGCUACUCAACGGCACCGGUCCCGGGGUGGCGGCCGGCACCCGGCAGCUCACUCCUUCCUCCUUCCUGCGCAUUGGGCAGCUGAGCAAUGUGGACCUCAACGAGGAUGUCCGUGAGCUGGAGACGGAGCUCCCUCGGCAGCAUCCCAAUGAGAUCCCCCACAACGAGAAGCUCCUGUCGCUCAAGUAUGAGAGCUUGGACUAUGACAACAGUGAAAACCAGCUGUUCCUGGAGGAGGAGAGGAGGAUAAACCACACAGCUUUCCGGACGGUGGAGAUAAAACGCUGGGUCAUCUGUGCCAUGAUCGGCAUCCUUACCGGCCUCGUCGCCUGCUUUAUUGAUAUCGUGGUGGAGAACCUGGCUGGGCUGAAAUACCGGGUGGUGAAGGGCAACAUCGACAAGUUCACAGAGAAAGGAGGCCUGUCUUUCUCCCUUUUGCUCUGGGCCACCCUGAAUGCCAGCGUGGUGAUGGUGGGCUCCAUGAUCGUUGCUUUCAUAGAGCCCGUCGCAGCUGGCAGCGGCAUUCCCCAGAUCAAAUGCUAUCUCAACGGCGUGAAGAUCCCGCACGUUGUCCGCCUCAAGACCCUGGUGAUCAAAGUCUGUGGAGUCAUCCUCUCGGUGGUUGGCGGCCUGGCCGUUGGGAAGGAAGGACCCAUGAUUCACUCUGGAGCGGUGAUUGCUGCUGGGAUCUCCCAGGGAAGAUCCACAUCUUUAAAGCGAGACUUCAAGAUCUUCGAGUACUUCCGCAGAGACACGGAAAAGAGGGACUUUGUCUCGGCUGGAGCUGCUGCUGGUGUCUCGGCUGCGUUUGGUGCCCCCGUGGGGGGUGUCCUCUUCAGCUUGGAGGAAGGAGCUUCCUUCUGGAACCAGUUCCUGACAUGGAGAAUCUUCUUUGCCUCCAUGAUCUCUACGUUCACUCUGAACUCUGUCCUGAGUGUUUACCAUGGCAAUGCUUGGGAUCUCUCCAGCCCUGGGCUCAUCAACUUUGGCAGGUUUGAUAAUGAGAAAAUGGGAUACACGAUCCAGGAAAUUCCUAUCUUCAUCUUUAUGGGAGUGGUUGGCGGGAUCCUCGGGGCCCUGUUCAAUGCCCUCAAUUACUGGUUAACGAUGUUCCGGAUCAGGUACAUCCACCGGCCCUGCCUCCAGGUGGUUGAGGCCAUGCUGGUGGCAGCAGUGACAGCGACUGUGGGGUUCGUCAUGAUUUACUGCUCGAGAGACUGCCAGCCCAUCCAGGGGAGCACGGUGGCAUAUCCCCUGCAGCUUUUCUGUGCUGAUGGAGAGUACAACUCCAUGGCCACUGCCUUCUUCAACACACCCGAGAAGAGCGUCGUCAACCUCUUCCAUGACCCUCCAGGUUCCUACAACCCCAUGACACUGGGCAUGUUCACCCUGAUGUAUUUCUUCCUGGCCUGCUGGACCUAUGGCCUCACAGUGUCCGCAGGGGUCUUCAUCCCCUCCCUGCUGAUCGGCGCUGCCUGGGGGAGGCUCUUCGGCAUCUCUCUGUCGUACCUGACCAAAGGCUCAAUCUGGGCUGACCCUGGGAAGUAUGCCCUGAUGGGAGCUGCUGCACAGCUGGGUGGGAUAGUGCGGAUGACACUGAGUCUCACAGUCAUCAUGAUGGAGGCAACAGGCAAUGUCACCUAUGGCUUCCCUAUCAUGCUCGUGCUGAUGACAGCAAAGAUUGUGGGAGACUACUUUGUGGAGGGGCUCUAUGACAUGCACAUUCAGCUGCAGAGCGUGCCCUUCCUGCAUUGGGAAGCCCCAGUGACAUCCCACUCCCUCACGGCCAGGGAGGUCAUGAGCACUCCUGUCACCUGCCUGCGGAGGAUUGAGCGAGUGGGCACGGUUGUGGACAUCCUCAGUGACACCUCCUCCAACCACAACGGCUUCCCAGUGGUGGAGAGCAACCCUGAUACCACACAGGUCGCAGGACUGCGGGGUUUGAUCCUGCGUUCCCAGCUCAUCGUCCUGCUGAAGCACAAGGUUUUUGUGGAAAGGGCCAACCUGAGCCUGGUGCAGCGGCGGCUGAAGCUGAAGGAUUUUCGGGAUGCCUACCCCCGCUUCCCCCCCAUCCAGUCCAUCCAUGUCUCUCAGGACGAGCGCGAGUGCAUGAUCGACCUCAGCGAGUUCAUGAACCCCUCGCCCUACACUGUGCCUCAGGAGGCAUCUCUGCCACGGGUGUUCAAGCUCUUCCGAGCCCUGGGACUGCGGCACCUGGUCGUUGUGGACAAUCGCAACGAGGUGGUGGGCAUGGUCACCCGCAAGGACCUUGCCAGGUACCGGCUGGGGAAGGAAGGCCUGGAGGAGCUCUCGCUGGCACAGACAUGACGUGGGCUGGCGUUGCCCAGCGGAGAUGUGCCCUGGCCCCUUGGAGCUGGGGACACCCUUUUGCAGAGGCAGGGAGAGGACUGGGCCAGUCUGUGCAGGCAUCAUGGUGCCUGGAGCACCAGCACGGCCGUGCUGCCCUGGCUCUCCUGCCUGUCACUGCCUUCUCAUGUCUACUGCCUCCUUCUCACCCCUUCUUCUGCUUGCCCAAGGGAUCAAAAAGUAACCCUUGGUUCUGUUAGCUCCUGGCAUAGGCUCUGCCUGAGGGUUGGGUGAAGGCUGGAGUGGGCCGGGGGAGCAGAAGUGUCUGGCUGAGCUGGGCACAGUCCUCUGCUAUGGUAUGUGGCCUCUAUCGCCUUAUGCCCCCAGCCUGAACUGCCCAGGACCUAGCCCUAGCCCUAGCCCUGCCCUGGCCCCUGCGGCAGGGCCUGUGUGGGGAGCAGAGGGGGGACAUGGUGGGGUUCCCUCCUGCUCUCAGGGCCCCGUCCCCCCUGCCCUGUGCUCCUGCUGGCUGGGUUGGGCUGAGCCCUGGGGCAGGCAGUUGCAUCUCUGCACCUCUGGCUGGAGGAGGGGGCUGUGCUCUGCGCGGCUGUGCAAUAAAAGGGCUCCCAUGGUUCAGCAGCUGCCGCCUUUUGCUCUUUCUUGGCUCCGUUGGCCACUCUGACCCCAACCUGCCUGUGGGGGGACACCUGUGGGGUUUGGGGCAGGGGUGGGGAGGGGAGAGCUGCCUGCUCUGGGGCAGUGUUGGUCCUGCAGCCUGUGUCCCUAGCAUGUGCCCCUCUGCCGCUCUUGCUCUCCUCCCACCAUUGCUGCUGCCUCUCCCCUCUACCGAUGCUGGGGUCCAGAGUCAUGCCGGGUGUGUUUCUGCACUUGCUGCAGCUUGUUCUGGCCCUUUCCAGCAGCCUGGGCCCUGCCAGGCACCCUAAAACCCACCACCAGCCCUGGAUCUGGGCAGGGAGCAGAGCCUGCACUCCUCUGGGUGAUGAGGAGGGCUCCAGCCCCAGCACCUCAGCUCCCCCAUCUCCCACCAUCUUUGCUCCUCACCUUGGCGUUGUUCCUUGCCCUGGCUUGGGGCUGCCCCCUCCUCCCUCGGGCAGGGGCAACCUGGGGUCUGGAGGGACUUUUGAUUGCAGGAUACUGUGCUGAAAUAAAGCCUGUUUGUACUUUUA
Molecule: messenger RNA, 3587 nt
Organism: Harpia harpyja (harpy eagle)
Lineage: Eukaryota; Metazoa; Chordata; Aves; Accipitriformes; Accipitridae
Gene: CLCN7
Product: chloride voltage-gated channel 7
Exons: 25
Coding region: 16-2421 (801 amino acids)
Biological process (GO): chloride transport; transmembrane transport
Cellular component (GO): intracellular membrane-bounded organelle; lysosomal membrane
Molecular function (GO): voltage-gated chloride channel activity
Source: RefSeq, a predicted model, not a curated record